Molecule: messenger RNA, 876 nt
Organism: Entelurus aequoreus (snake pipefish)
Lineage: Eukaryota; Metazoa; Chordata; Actinopteri; Syngnathiformes; Syngnathidae
Product: chemokine-like protein TAFA-2
Exons: 6
Coding region: 310-705 (131 amino acids)
Molecular function (GO): receptor ligand activity
Source: RefSeq, a predicted model, not a curated record
CUCGCAGCAUCAGGACCGAAGGAGAAGGAUAAGGAGAAGGAGAAGGAGAAGAAUAAGGAGAAGGAGCAGGAGAAGGAGAUGAAGAUGGAGAUGUCUUCUCCUCCACUGAGGAACGUCUCCAAAAUGUUUUCUCUCCAGCUGAAGUGAGCCAGCAGGACACCGGAGGAGGAUUUCAUGUUCCCAGACGACAUGGGCGAUGCGUUCAAGGACCAAUAAUCCAAUCUGAAUCCAGGAGACUGGGACAGUGGAUUGUAGCAGCAGCACACCUCAUGCUUUAAGAGGCGUUGAUGCGCGGGGAGGAAGUGCAGGAUGAGUGAGGGAUACGCCAGCAGAGGCUUUUUACUCGCCAUGGUGCUCGCCAUCAGCCUCUGCGAUAUGUCUGAGGGCGCCACAGCACCGCAGCACGUUCCCACGGGCACCUGCGAGGUGGUGGCGCUGCACCGCUGCUGCAACCGGAACAAGAUCGAGGAGCGCUCGCAGACCGUCAAGUGCUCCUGUUUCCCGGGACAAGUGGCCGGCACCACCAGGGCGGCGCCUUCCUGUGUCGACGCCUCCAUCGUGGCCCAGAAGUGGUGGUGUCAGAUGCAGCCGUGCCUCCACGGAGAAGAAUGCAAAGUUCUCCCCGACCUGAAGGGCUGGAGCUGCGCCACGGGCAACAAGAUCAAGACCACCAAGAUUUCUGCAGAUCGGGAGCAACUUUGGUAACAUCACGUCCUUCACGGGGGAGUACAGGUGAUUCCAAGAGAGAAGAGGACUUUCCUGUAAAUAUAGAGACUUCUUUUCUUCUGGACUGCAACACACCCCAGAUCCUUGGACAUAGACCACGCUCCUUCUUCUGGACACCCGUCCGUCUUCACGCCGGAACUUUGCCGCCGC